CCACAAACUGGCAAUGUUGAGGAAAACUAUUUAAGACGGGUGAACACUCUAAUGCUACAGACCGAGUAAAGUCAGCGUAAGCAACAACUGCUGAAACGAGAAAAAAACAGAAGAAAGGAAAAAGUACCCUCCUGUUCACAAUGGUGCAUAAAACGACUAAAUGUGGAGUCCACUCGGGAAAUACCCUACGUGCGUCACACAGCAAAUACACAAAGACCUUCAGAAAGCAGUCAUGCCUUGUCCGUAAGAUUAAGAAUUCUGCCAAUCUUCGCCUCCUGCAGGAUUUUGGCAUCGCAACAGACGAUGUGGCUUACUCCCUCAGCAAGAAAGGUCGCUGGGUUUUACCUACAGUUCUCAAGGAACUCAUCCUCUUCGGGGGAUUUAGUGACGAUGACCCUAAUGUCCAACUCACCGAAAAACACAAGCUAAAAAAGACCGCCAACUGCCUGGGAUUCUACGCCUCCAAGGGACCAAUCAAAAAGGCCGUGCCAUCUAAAAAGCGAUAUUUCAAUGUUUCAAGUUUGAAGAAAAUGUCAUCUUCACCCAGUGAGAAGAAAGAGGAAGUGGUUGAUGGGGAAGAAGUUGAUGAACAUUUAGAACCAGAAAUACAAGUGGAGGUAUACCACCCAACUCCAAUCUCAAGUUCCAUCACACACAACAAGAAAUACAUCAAGCCAUUUCACUGUAGUGAUGAACAAGUCAGCACAAAAAGCCGAAAACCAAGACGACAUCGCACACAAAUCAAAUUUGAUCUUGAAUGCAUAGAAGAUGACUACAAAGAUGACAUCUGGGAGGAGGAGGAGGAGGAGGAGGAGGAGGAAGAAGUGGAAGGUUACAAUGAAUAUCUUUUCCAAGCUGAGUUUCAGAGACCACAGAGUUUCUUUACAGCAGCCGAUCUGUUGAAAUCAGCAACGAAAACAAGACAAAUAUUCAACAAUUCCAACAAAACGCACCGCAAACACAACAACGAUGAAAUGAAACCAAAAGCCAAAAUUGUAAAUUUGCAUGAGGAAGAUCUCAAUUCUAACUCAGAUCACCAGGAAAAAACAACAAAAGUCUCAACAAAUUCUAAACCACUUGGAUUUGAGCAAAUAAUGGUUCCUAGAAAAAUUGUCUUGCCUACCGCAGAGACACAACCAGAAUUUUUGAAAUUCAUAUAUGGUGACAAGUAUUUGGAGUGCAAUACAUUUCCUCGCACGUUUGUGAUUAACAUUACGGACGAAGUGAAAGCUAUGAUGAAACGGGAUACAAGAAUGAUGCAUAAAACUCCAUGGCUGGACUUAACUACGAUCCUGAUAUUUACUUAUGAUAUUUACACUGCUCCGUUAGACGGGGAAGAUGUCUUCGAUGUUUACCUCAAUGUUAAUAUCCACGAAGAGAGAUUAGAACUAUCUACACUCUUUGAUUACUACGCUGGAUCACUAGAAUCCGUUAUUGGCCAAGCCGUAUCUCACAUAAAAUCGUACGGAGUAACCCAGUUUGCUCGACUCAAACACUACCCAAAAGGGAAGAGUGAAAUGGAGUUCAAUACUUUAAAGACAUGUCAAUUCCAAGGUAGAACGUUAACUCCAACGGAAGAAGGAAUUUUAGAAGACGCUAUAUUGAGUCGCAACGAACGAAAUAGAUUUGAGCAAGUUUCCGGUUUUGGAUUUGAACCUCUCCUACCUGAGGUCUGCCAUAUUUGUUUGGACGCGAUAAACGAAAACAGAUCCGGGAUUGCGAUGAAAAGUUGCGGUCACUGGUUUUGUAGAGAAUGCUGGAGAGAACAUCUACUGCACCAAAAUUUCUCUAGGCUUCUUUGUCCCGAAUUCAAAUGUGGAAAUGAUGUGGAUUUCACCUUGGUUUUACAAGUAUUGAACAUUACUGAUGUCCGGAAAUACUUGAUUCGUAGAAAAGAAACUUUAACACAGGGUCAGUGCAAAUAUUGUCCAAACGAAAAAUGUGGUCGCUUAUUUUCAACGUCUUUAUCAUCGAAGACGUCAACCAACGUUGUCUGUGAAUGUGGAUCAAAGUUUUGUCCAAAAUGUUUAAAGUUUCCUCAUUGGCCUGUCUCAUGUGAAAUAUCGCAAAAAUAUUGGAGCUUUCUGAAAGGAAAAGGAAUUGAAAUAGAUUUCGAUUAUGAAGAUUUUUUGUCCACUGAGCUGCAGGUGUAUGGAAAACACUGCCCGAAUUGCAAUCAAUUCAUAGAGAAAGGGGACGGUUGUUACAAAAUAGUGUGUGUUUGCGGUAUUCGCUUCUGCUGGGGAUGUCGGGGAAUUUAUAGAGUAAAUCAUUACGAAAACGACAACUGUCAGCGGUCGGAACACGGUGACCUGUACAAAACUGCUAGAAAAAGCCUCCCUGCAGACCCUCUUCUUACGAUGAGAAUUAAAGAAGAGCCUGUUCUCAUCCAAACUGCUAUCAAACAGCGCGCAGAGAGAGCAAACUCCCGAACAAUCAUGAUGAAAAGAAAAACUCAUUUCUGGUGCCAGAAAAUUCGUACUCUCGGACGGAAAUCGUCAGCCAAAAUAGCCGAUUUACUGGCAGGAUACGAAUCAAAUGGAAAGAGCAUGUUGUACAAAUUAGAAAAUAUCUUACAAAACACAAUUAAACUCUAUUUGGAGUUGCGCUACCUUACCGAAUAUACUGCUGUCUUUGCACAGCAGCAAAUUCCGCGAUCACGGAAACGCUUGAACGAUGUACUUAAAUGCAUGGAUCAUUUAGCUUCACAGAUUUACGCUGAAUUUGAAAGAGAUAUCAGUUCAGAUCUACCGUCUCUUGUAGAAAGUUUGUUUAAUAUCAAGGACCGCAGCAUGUGCACUGUAUCUGGACUUGUAAAAAUCGUCAAUGAAAUGGAUUCAGAUUAAUCUUGUUAUUAAAGACCCAUUGCUAGAAAUGCUAAAAAUAUCAAAUUGUAUGAAUUGUGUAUAGAAGUAAAAACAUUAAAUUCGGUGUAGUAUCUUCA
Messenger RNA from Ostrea edulis (European flat oyster), 2944 nucleotides. RefSeq lists its product as uncharacterized. Gene Ontology annotation, molecular function: zinc ion binding; ubiquitin protein ligase activity; ubiquitin conjugating enzyme binding. The coding region runs from base 141 to 2846 and encodes 901 amino acids. The record is from RefSeq and is a predicted model, not a curated record. Lineage: Eukaryota; Metazoa; Mollusca; Bivalvia; Ostreida; Ostreidae. Gene Ontology annotation, cellular component: endoplasmic reticulum; ubiquitin ligase complex; cytoplasm. The transcript is spliced from 2 exons. Gene Ontology annotation, biological process: regulation of mitochondrion organization; positive regulation of proteasomal ubiquitin-dependent protein catabolic process; autophagy of mitochondrion.